This is a messenger RNA of Cottoperca gobio, 1414 nucleotides long. It is a transcript of the gene glipr2l, whose product is annotated as GLI pathogenesis-related 2, like. NCBI's taxonomy places the organism in Eukaryota, Metazoa, Chordata, Actinopteri, Perciformes, Bovichtidae. Gene Ontology annotation, cellular component: extracellular region. The transcript is spliced from 5 exons. The coding region runs from base 389 to 859 and encodes 156 amino acids. The record is from RefSeq and is a predicted model, not a curated record.
CUAAACCAUAAAGUUUGUGGUAGGGCAUGCAGAUAGUAGGGUGUGUGGCUUCAAGAGAGACAGGCAGGUUUAGUUCAAUGAAGUCAAACAAAACUUGAGGAAGAAGCAUGUUACGCAAUGAUCUGUACACUCAGAUAAAUAGCUAAAAGGGGAACUUAGCACAACUGCUUUAAGUUCAGGGUGGAAUGACACAGAAGGCCUUGAUGUAAAGGCAUUAGCAGCUGUUUCAAAGCAUCAGCUUUAGAUAGACAGCACUAAAGAGAAAGAGGGAGAGGGAGAGAGCUGCAGAGAAAGAGAGCAGGAACCGAAAACAAGACAGGGGAGAAGCUGCUUUCGUUCAGUGCUAAGAGUGUUACUGAUCUUACUGAAGGCUUCCUGUGUCAGCACCAUGGGAAAGUCAGCCUCAAAGCAGUUUUCCGAGGAGGUGCUGCGAUGCCAUAAUGAGUUUAGGAGGAAGCACCAGGCUCCUCCACUGAAGCUGAGCAGCAAGUUGAGCAGAGAGGCUACCCGUUAUGCUGAAAGUCUGGCCAGCACACGGAUCCUAAAACACAGUGUGGAGUCCAGCAGAGGGAGCUGUGGAGAAAACUUGGCGUGGGCCUCCUAUGACCAAUCAGGAAAGGAUGUUGCAGACCGCUGGUAUGAUGAAGUGAAACAGUACAACUUCGGCCGUCCUGGAUUCUCCUCUGGCACUGGCCAUUUCACAGCAAUGGUGUGGAAGAGCACUAAUAAGCUGGGUGUCGGUAAAGCCACUGCAUCAGACGGUUCUUCCUUCGUGGUGGCCAGAUACUUCCCCGCUGGGAAUAUUACUAACCAGGGGCACUUUGAGAACAACGUCCUCCCUGUUAAAUCCACCACCUAAUGAUGUCUAGAUCCUCAACAUUUGACUCAAGCCCAAAGGCAUUUAUUCCAUUUUCCAGGAGAGUAUGAAGUGCCUGCACUGCUAUGAAGGAUACUCAGGAGAGCACCACUUCUUGCCUAGUAAAGAUUCCAUACUACUACUAUUCACUCGGACUUACAGUCUUAUGUUUGUCAUUUUGAGAUCUGUGUAUGAUGCAAUGCUUAGAAUGAAAGAAGAAAACUGUUUGACAUUGAUAACAAAACAUUUCCAGUAAAUAUGUGGAUUGUUUAUUUUUUGUUUUUAACAUUGCCUGUGUCAGUAUUUCAUUAAUUAAUGCCAAUACUUUUUUUAUUUUCACACACUGAAAUGCGUUAUAGCCUCACAUCUAUAUAUGAGUAAGAAUGGGAACCAAGUCAGUCAAAGGGACAUGUUUUACGCACAUGUGAAAGCAUUGCUUGUCAUUUAAAGUGAUGAUUCAACAUGAUUGGCAUGAAUCUGUGUUAUAGCCACAACUUGUCGAAGCAAUGUGUUUUGUUUUCUACAAUAAAGUUGACAGACCGUCAGAAAUACAUUUGG